AUGGCCGACGCCUACGGGCGCGAAGAACAAAACAACGCCCUCCUCUCGUCCCUCUCCCAAAAGACCUCGGCGCUCAAACACAUCACGCUCGACAUCUACGACAAUGCGCGCAGCCAGGGCACGCUCGACAACACCAACGAGGUGUUUAGCAGCAUGAGCACAAACAUCCGCGGCAGCGCGGGCCGCCUGACCCGCAUGGCGCGCCAGGGCGACAAGGUCGCCGUGCUCAAGGUCGCGGGCGUCGUCGUCGUCGCCGGCCUGUUGGUCUGGUGGAUCGGCGGGUGGAUCUUGGGCUUGUUCCUGGGCAGGUGA
This is a messenger RNA of Fonsecaea nubica, 312 nucleotides long. RefSeq lists its product as hypothetical. The transcript has 2 exons. Gene Ontology annotation, biological process: intra-Golgi vesicle-mediated transport. The record is from RefSeq and is a predicted model, not a curated record. Lineage: Eukaryota; Fungi; Ascomycota; Eurotiomycetes; Chaetothyriales; Herpotrichiellaceae. The coding region runs from base 1 to 312 and encodes 103 amino acids.